AUGGCGGGAAGCAACGAUCUAAGGAAACGCCAUUGAAACGCCGAAGAAGGGUGAGGAAGCGAGAUUUGGUAGACUGGCGUGAUGAACAAAAAUCAGUAAUGUCUUCUCAACAGUCAUGCCUCAAAUGCGCUUCAAGGCCUUGUGCAGUGGAUGAGCAUCAAUGGAGCACGUCGAGGCCUUGUUUUAGGUUUUGCAUUUUCUUAUUCGAAUUUUCUUGUCUCUUAUUUCGUUCUGAUCGUCAUGUUUUGUUUUUCGGAACAUGAGUUUGAGAACUUCAUUUGAUUUCCUUCCGAUUGUCGAGUUUUUGCAUAUGAAUUUGAAGGAUCUAUUUCUUUUUCAGUAUGCAAUCGGUUCGAUCUCGGAGCCGAUGAUUUAUGGACGCUUGUACUGCGGGUGUUUCUAUUCGAAAGGAAACGCUGAAGAACAGAGAGAGGAACCGGCAAUGUUUCUCUGGAGCCAAUCCCCAAAGGAGCUUCGAGGCCUUGUAGAAUGGAUGACUGUCGAUGAAGCCGGUCGAGUUCUUGUUUUAGGACCAGUAGCGUAUGGAUACUCGGACUGCUGUUGUUCCUAUGUCAAAGCACUUCCGUCUUUGAAUUUAGCAGACUCAAAAACAUUGAAAGAAUAGAAGACAUAGGAAUUGUUUGAAAAUUUGAAGGCUAACGAAUCAAUUGGAUGGGCUGCUGAUGUCAAAGAUCCACGCGAGCUCUCGCAUCCAAAACGCUAAAUAAGUCGGUAGUUCAGAAAUUCUUUAAUUUUGCCUUCAUACACAUCCAUUUUACUUUUAGAAUUUUGACUAUGUAGAAGAUGGAUCGUAGGCCGAAUCUUUUCUCUUGAAGAAUAUUGGUAUUAGAUCACUCCGAGUUUAAGCUUACACGUUAGGGGAAGUUUACAUUUCUUAAAUACAUUCUUAACAUUCAUUCCCUCGUGCAUUGGUUCAAAUAUUACACAAAAUAGAGAGGAAAUAAACAUGUUAGGAAUUCAUUG
This is a messenger RNA of Cucurbita moschata (crookneck pumpkin), 984 nucleotides long. RefSeq names its product ribonuclease H2 subunit A-like. Gene Ontology annotation, molecular function: nucleic acid binding; RNA-DNA hybrid ribonuclease activity. The coding region runs from base 260 to 625 and encodes 121 amino acids. Lineage: Eukaryota; Viridiplantae; Streptophyta; Magnoliopsida; Cucurbitales; Cucurbitaceae. The record is from RefSeq and is a predicted model, not a curated record. The transcript is spliced from 3 exons.